Arabidopsis arenosa is the source of this 2760-nucleotide messenger RNA. The record is from the annotation of a GenBank genome assembly. Lineage: Eukaryota; Viridiplantae; Streptophyta; Magnoliopsida; Brassicales; Brassicaceae.
AUCCUUUUGUAAGAUCUUCAAGAAGAAAGAUUUAAGUUGUUGUUCAUACAAAACAAAGUUUUAAAGUUGUUGACGUGGAAAAAGUAUUGCCAUAAUUUUUCAGCCUCGAAGAAAGUUCCCUUCUUCUUCAAACCCUAAUUUUUGACAAAAACUCUCUACUCCUUUUUGCUACUAGGGUUUCUUUCAGUUUCCAGUGUAAGAAAAGAUGUUCGAGCCAAAUAUGUUGCUUGCGGCUAUGAACAACGCAGAUAGCAAUAAUCACAACUACAACCAUGAAGACAACAACAAUGAAGGAUUUCUUCGGGACGAUGAAUUCGACAGUCCCAAUACUAAAUCGGGAAGUGAGAAUCAAGAAGGAGGAUCAGGAAACGAUCAAGAUCCUCUUCAUCCCAACAAGAAGAAACGAUAUCAUCGACACACCCAACUUCAGAUCCAGGAGAUGGAAGCAUUCUUCAAAGAGUGUCCUCACCCAGAUGACAAGCAAAGAAAACAACUAAGCCGUGAAUUGGGUUUGGAACCUCUCCAGGUCAAAUUCUGGUUCCAAAACAAGCGCACCCAAAUGAAGAAUCAUCACGAGAGGCACGAGAACUCGCAUCUUCGGGCGGAGAACGACAAGCUUCGAAAUGACAACCUAAGAUAUCGAGAGGCUCUUGCAAAUGCUUCGUGUCCUAACUGUGGUGGUCCAACGGCUAUCGGAGAAAUGUCCUUCGACGAACACCAACUCCGUCUCGAAAAUGCUCGAUUAAGGGAAGAGAUCGACCGUAUAUCCGCGAUUGCAGCCAAAUAUGUAGGCAAGCCAGUCUCAAACUAUCCACUUAUGUCUCCGCCUCCUCUUCCUCCACGUCCUCUAGAACUUGCCAUGGGAAAUCUUGGAGGAGAAGCUUAUGGAAACAAUCCAACAGAUCUCCUUAAGUCCAUUACUGCACCGACAGAAUCUGAUAAACCGGUCAUCAUCGACUUAGCCGUGGCUGCAAUGGAAGAACUCGUGAGGAUGGUUCAAGUGGACGAGCCUCUGUGGAAGAGUUUGGUUUUAGAUGAAGAAGAGUAUGCACGGACGUUUCCUAGAGGGAUCGGACCUAGACCAGCUGGAUAUAGAUCUGAAGCUUCGCGAGAAAGCGCGGUUGUGAUCAUGAAUCAUGUUAACAUCGUUGAGAUUCUCAUGGAUGUGAAUCAAUGGUCGACGAUUUUUGCCGGGAUGGUUUCUAGAGCGAUAACAUUAGCGGUUUUAUCGACAGGAGUUGCAGGAAAUUAUAAUGGAGCUCUUCAAGUGAUGACUGCAGAGUUUCAAGUUCCAUCUCCAUUAGUUCCGACCCGUGAAACCUAUUUCGCACGUUACUGUAAACAACAAGGAGAUGGUUCGUGGGCGGUUGUCGAUAUUUCCUUGGAUACUCUCCAACCAAAUCCCCCAGCUAGAUGCAGGCGGCGAGCUUCAGGAUGUUUGAUUCAAGAAAUGCCAAAUGGAUAUUCUAAGGUGACUUGGGUGGAGCAUGUGGAAGUUGAUGACAGAGGGGUUCAUAACUUAUACAAACACAUGGUUAGUACUGGUCAUGCCUUUGGUGCUAAACGCUGGGUAGCGAUUCUUGACCGCCAAUGCGAGCGGUUAGCUAGUGUCAUGGCUACAAACAUUUCCUCUGGAGAAGUUGGCGUGAUAACUAACCAAGAAGGGAGGAGGAGUAUGCUGAAAUUGGCGGAGCGGAUGGUUAUAAGCUUUUGUGCAGGAGUGAGUGCUUCAACCGCUCAUACGUGGACUACAUUGUCCGGUACAGGAGCUGAAGAUGUUAGAGUAAUGACUAGGAAGAGUGUGGAUGAUCCAGGAAGGCCUCCUGGUAUUGUUCUUAGUGCAGCCACUUCCUUUUGGAUCCCUGUUCCUCCAAAGCGAGUCUUUGACUUCCUCAGAGAUGAGAAUUCAAGAAAUGAGUGGGAUAUUCUAUCUAAUGGAGGAGUUGUGCAAGAAAUGGCGCAUAUUGCUAACGGGAGGGAUACCGGAAACUGUGUUUCUCUUCUUCGGGUAAAUAGUGCAAACUCUAGCCAGAGCAAUAUGCUGAUUCUACAAGAGAGCUGCACUGAUCCUACAGCUUCCUUUGUGAUCUAUGCUCCAGUCGAUAUUGUAGCGAUGAACAUAGUGCUUAAUGGAGGUGAUCCGGACUAUGUAGCUCUGCUUCCAUCAGGUUUUGCUAUUCUUCCUGAUGGUAAUGCCAAUAGUGGAGUCCCUGGAGGAGAUGGAGGAUCGCUCUUGACCGUUGCUUUUCAGAUUCUGGUUGACUCAGUUCCUACGGCUAAGCUGUCUCUUGGCUCUGUUGCAACUGUCAACAAUCUAAUAGCUUGCACUGUUGAGAGAAUCAAAGCUUCCAUGUCUUGUGAGACUGCUUGAAAACCACCCAUUAGGAAGUAACAAAACGGUGAUGAAGGAAAAAAAGAAGAGAGUUUUCAGUUUGAAAAAGCGGAGGAGUCAAGAUCGAACCUCAAAAGAUAUACCAUUGAGUGUUUGUAGUGUUGAGUUUUGUUCUGCUUAUUUGAUGGAAAGUAAGCAGUGGAAAACUUUUUACUUGAAAGUGAAUAUGCACAUGGUUUUACGAGGUUCGGGAAUUGACUUCCCCUGCCACAUACUGAAUUAGGCAAAAAAAAAAACUAGGUUAGAAAGAUGUUUUCGGAUUUCUUUUUGUGUUACAGUUACUGUUUUUCUUUCCUUCUUGUGGUUAGAUGGAACCUCAUCAGGAAUUUGGAGUUUGUCUUUCUUUUGUAUAAAUAUCUUAUACAAGU